AUGCAGAAAAAUGACGUUUGUAUGUCAAUAGAACUUCCAUAUAAAUUAUAUAAAGCUGAUGCCGGAGGGUUCAAAUUUAAACUACUUCCGAAAAAAGAGCUCCACGAACAUGAUUGUCAGCCUGCGUUUCAUCUUAUUUCAAAAGAUUGUCCACAUAAUAGCCUUUAUGAGAUAAAAUUGGACUUUGAAAAUAGGAGAUUGUAUAUAACUACCGGAGAAGGUGUUGCUACAAACUUUGCAUUACCAAAUGAAUUAAUGGGAUCAGAGGAAAAAGAUAUGUGGUUGUCAUAUUAUAACGAAGAUAUUCUUUUAGGAAUGGGCAAUAAAACAUUUUUUGUGUACCCAAGAAAUAUUACAGGUGGUAAUUCAGCAGAUCAAUUUAUUGGGUAUAUAAAAUUUGAAACAAAUUAUGGAUUUGAGUGGAUAGUCCGUGAAGCACCACAAGUUUAUAAUACUCCUAGUGUUUCGAUUGCUAUAAAUGAGACGGAAAAUUUGCAUUGGCUGGCUCUUGACCAAGACCAAAAUUUACCAAAGAAUGCUUUAAUUGGAGGAUUUGAGAAUACUCCUUUAUAUAUAGCUAGAGCAAUGUAUUCUGGCUCUUUGUGCCCAGGAAAAUAUGUUCCAGAGGAAAAAAAAGCUUAUGUGCCUUGGGGUGGUAGGUCACAUGAGAAGAGCAAUUUUCAGAUUUUAUGUGGACAUAACGCAGACUGGAUAUUAUGUAAGGAUGAUAAUAUUCCAGAAAAUGCUUUCAUAGCUGGCACAUCGGAAAUACAUAACGAGCCUCUCUACAUUGGUAGAAGUUUUGUUGACUAUAAUUUAAUUGUGGGCAAAGUUCAUAUGUUGUAUACAUCAUGCUAUUUACCAUUCAAUGGUGAUGAAGUACAAGUAAAUGAAUAUGAAAUUUUAGUUGAUUUAAGUGUUAAACCCAAGGGAAUACCUUGUCGUGGUAAAUGUAAGGUGAAUCUGACUUGCAAAGAUAUAUCUUGUAUAUAA
Leptosia nina is the source of this 993-nucleotide messenger RNA. The record is from the annotation of a GenBank genome assembly. Lineage: Eukaryota; Metazoa; Arthropoda; Insecta; Lepidoptera; Pieridae.